Messenger RNA from Cheilinus undulatus (humphead wrasse), 5490 nucleotides. It is a transcript of the gene brd1a, whose product is annotated as bromodomain containing 1a. NCBI's taxonomy places the organism in Eukaryota, Metazoa, Chordata, Actinopteri, Labriformes, Labridae. The transcript has 13 exons. Gene Ontology annotation, biological process: regulation of transcription by RNA polymerase II. Gene Ontology annotation, molecular function: protein binding. The coding region runs from base 329 to 4078 and encodes 1249 amino acids. The record is from RefSeq and is a predicted model, not a curated record. Gene Ontology annotation, cellular component: MOZ/MORF histone acetyltransferase complex.
GCAGUUGGUAGUGCUGCUGCUGUUAUUGCUCUUUGCUUCUGGUCGACUGGGGCUAGCGAGUGACUCUAUCCUAUGAAUGGUCCCCCAAAGCAGAUAACUAGGUGUUCUCUGUGAAUUUUAACAUCGAAACCCCACAUGCACCCAACAAGCAUCUCUCUCCUUUUUAUUUGCAUUUGAAAGCCCCCCUCCGCCCGUUGGAUGAGAACAUUGCGUUCGGAUAUAGAGCCACUUAGCAGGCCGUAUUGCCAUUGCUUUGUAAGGCUGCUGGCUAGCCACCGUCUUCUCCAGCUAGCAAAACUGUUCGAUCCAAGCAACACGGAGCAGCAAGAUGAAGAAAAAAGCUCGGCAGCACCGGGUUGCGGUGCCGCAGAGGCCGCCAUCUCCCAUCAAACCUUCACCCAACAAACAAAUCUUGACUUACGCCCAGGCGCAGCGAAUGGUGGAGUUCGAUAUCGACGGCCGCAUUCAUCGGAUCAGCAUUUAUGACAAGCUGGACGUGAUCUCGGACGAUGACCCUGCAGUGCAAGAGAUGAUGGAGUGCACCAGCAAUAAGGAGAACGCGGAGAAACCCCAGCAGCAGGUGCUCCUGAGAUCUGUCAGACUAAAAAACAACCAGGAGAAGAGAAAUGCUGCACUGGGGAUCACUGGUCAUGGAGAGGGUGUGGGGCAUAAUGCAGGAGCUAAUGCCGGCCCAAAGCUUCCAGAACCUAAAUUUCGUAUAGUAGAAUAUAAUCUCCCUGCAGUUCCUAAACGUCAAGCUACAUAUUAUAAAUUUACAGAGAAGACAGAGGAAGAGCUGGAUGAGGAAACAGAGUAUGAUAUGGAUGAGGAAGACUAUGCAUGGUUGGAUUUGGUCAACGACAAAAGGAGGAGCGAAGGAGUCGGUCCAAUAUCUCAUAAUGUUUUUGAGUUUCUUAUCGAUCGCUUUGAGAAAGAAUUGCACCUGGAGAGUCUCGAUCAAUGCAGUGAAAAGCAUAGUCCUGUUGACGAGGACGCUGUCUGCUGCAUAUGCAUGGAUGGAGAGUGUCACAACAGCAAUGCUAUCUUAUUUUGUGAUAUGUGCAAUGUGGCUGUGCACCAGGAAUGUUACGGUGUUCCAUACAUUCCUGAGGGCCAGUGGCUCUGCAGACACUGCCUCCAGUCACCCACCCAACCUGUAGACUGCAUACUUUGUCCCAAUCAGGGUGGAGCAGUGAAACAGACAGAUGAUGACCGGUGGGGCCAUGUAGUGUGCGCCCUCUGGGUACCUGAGGUUGGCUUCUCAAACACCACCUUUAUAGAGCCCAUCGAUGGUGUCAGCCACAUUCCCCAAGCCCGCUGGAAGCUCACCUGUUACCUCUGUAAAGAGAAAGGUGUUGGGGCAUGCAUACAGUGCCACAAAGCCAACUGUUACACCGCCUUCCAUGUCAGCUGUGCCCAAAAGGCUGGCCUUUUCAUGAAGAUGGAGCCGAUCAAAGAAGUAACAGACUCAGGAGAUUCCAUAUACUCUGUAAAAAAGACAGCCUACUGUGGAGCCCAUACACCUAAUGGGUGUGUAAGGAGGCCGCUCACAAUCUAUGAUGGCGCCAAACCCAAAAAUGGACUGUGUAAAAAAGGGGGAGCUGCUGGUCAGUACAAAGGAAAGCAGAAGAAGAAGAGUAAGAGUAAGAAGCCAGAGCCUGAACCUGAAAGUGAAGAUGCAACCCAUGCUACAGUGCCUAGUUUUCCUGCUCACAGGUUACAAACCAUUCUGAACCAGGUGUCAGUGCAGAAGAAAAAAGCGUUUGUGGAGCUGGUCCUAAAUUACUGGACACUGAAGAGGCAGUCAAGGAAUGGGCUUCCCCUCAUCAGACGCCUUCAGACAAGCCUGCAGACCCAGAAGAAUCCACAAGCGGUUUGUUUGUCUAAACAGAACGAGGAGGAGACUAGGGCACUGAAGGAGCAGCUGAAGGAAUGGCAUCGUCUCCGUCAUGACCUGGAGAGAGCCAGACUGCUGUUGGAGCUGAUCCGCAAGAGGGAGAAAAUAAAGAGAGAAGAGAUCAAACAGCAGGAAACCCUCCUGGAGAUGCAGCUGACUCCCUUCAGUAUUUUGCUACGAGCUCUCUUGGACCAGAUCCAGUCAAAAGACCAGGCCAGGAUUUUUGCUCAGCCAGUCGAUGUCAAUGAGGUGCCCGACUACCUCGACCACAUCAAGCAUCCAAUGGACUUCUCCACCAUGCGACAGCGCAUCGACGCACAGGGCUACAACAACUUGGACCAAUUUGAGACCGACUUUAAUCUCAUUGUUGAUAAUUGCAUGAAAUAUAACUCUAAAGACACUUACUUUUACCGUGCUGCUGUUCGCCUCAGAGACCAGGGUGGGGCUCUUCUAAGAAAGGCUCGAAAAGAUGUGGGAAAAAUUGGCUUUGACUCUGAGAGCGGCAUGCAUCUGUCAGAAGCUCCUGAAAUCAAGGAAACGCCAGCGUUUUCCUGGGAAGAUGUUGACCGCCUACUAGUGCCAGCCAAUCGGGAGCAUCUGCCUCUGGACAAGCAGCUACAGCAGCUCCUGGAGAAGUUUGACCUGACCUGUGCCAUGAAGUCAAGCCCCUCGCGCAGCAAGCGCCUUAAGCUGCUCAAGAAGACCAUCAACGAUGUGCGCAGUGAAAUGAGCUUGAAGAAAGUCCAUCCUUGUCAUCAUCACCGUUCUUCCACUCCAUCUUUUUCCACAUCAGCAUCAUCUUCACAAGCUGCCUCGCACUCAGAGAAAAGUAAGGAAGAAAGACCCAAGGCUAAUGGACAUUAUCCAGAUGAUGAGGCAGACAAAUCUCUUCCUCCUAAAUUGGAGCUUUCAGACUCUAUCCCUCCCCUCAUCCACUCAGACAUGGACCCCGAGCCCCCCACCCUAAAACCGAUUGAUGCCGUCUCAGACUGCGAUGACAAGACUCACAGCAAGAGUGCCAAAUUUGAUGAGGAGCUACCAGACCUCCUUUCCUCUUAUACCCGCCUCAAUGGCUUCUCCCACGACAGUCUCCAGGACUCCCUACUGGACGGAGACAUGAGUGUGGUGGCCACAUCGACCCUCGCCGAGCCCGCGGGUACAGUUAACCGUCGCACCGCUGUACUUUUCCGCAAAUCAAAGACCACAAGUCCUCUCAAGCCCGCGAGGGCUGAAGACAACGGAGCCGAUGAAGUCGACGGAAAAGAGGGCAAGGAGGAGGAGGAGGAGGAUGAAGAUGGCGCGCAGCUGGGCUCCAAAUCUUUUCUGUCAGUGGUCAUACCGCGGCUGGAGACUCUUCUUCACAGCAAGAAGAGGAAGCACAGUGACAGCGAGGAGGAGAGAGGAGGCGGAGAGCAUGAAGAGGAGGGGGAAUCCCCUGUGAAACGGCUUGACACUGGCUUGCCGAGUGGUUUUCUGGAGAUGGAAGAGGAGAAGGAAGUCGAACACCCCAGCAGAGGCAGUAGACCUGUGGAGCCUCGAAGACGCUGCGCCUCUGAGUCUUCCAUCUCAUCAUGUAGCAGUCUGCAAGGAAGCACCAGCACUAUCCUCAGUCUUCCAAAAUGUGGAAAGGGGAAACCCGCCCUGGUCCGGAGAAAUACUGUGGACGAUAAGAGCGAAUUAAUCGCCUGUAUCGAAACGGGGAAUUUUGCAAAAGCGGCAAGAAUUGCUGCUGAGGUUGGCAACAGCAAUAUUUGGAUGCCCGCUAGUGCUGCAACAGUUGCAUUGGAACCACUAAAGCUAGUUUGGGCCAAAUGUAGUGGAUACCCUUCCUACCCUGCCUUGAUCAUCGACCCCCACAUGCCGCGCAUGGGCUGCCAGCACAACGGGGUAUCCAUCCCCAUACCCCCCAUGGACGUGCUCCGCAUCGGAGAGCAGAUGCAGUACAAAGCCGAAGAGAAGCUCUACCUCGUUCUCUUCUUCGACAACAAGCGCAGCUGGCAGUGGCUUCCUAGAUCCAAGAUGGUUCCCCUGGGAAUGGACAAGACCAUCGACAAAAUCAAAAUGAUGGAAGGACGCACAUCCAGCAUUCGUAAGGCUGUCCAGAUCGCCUUCAGCCGGGCCAUGAACCACCUGAGCAUCGUGCAGGAUGAGCCAGUCAGCGACCUCAGCGACGUGGACUGAUGCUGACUCCCUCCCCUCGCACACACACAAACUCAUACCUCUCCUCUACCAAAUACCUUCCUCCCGUGCUCUGUUUUGUCUCUCAGAUGUUUACUGGGCACCUGCAGUAACAGGUGGCGUCUCUUCCUCAUCCAUUCCUCCCUGUUCACACUCCCACCCUGUGCCGAUGGGAUACGGCUGCUGCUGAAAUGAAUGUGUCGAACUCUUCUUUCCAUUUCUGGGCUUGUAACUAUGUCUAGAGACUGCUCUUUUUAUCCACCUCUGAAUCAUGACUUUGAUUUUCUUUUAUCAUGUCGAGGUGAAAAGCAAGCAAUUAUGUUCUUUUGUGCAGGUAAUUGUACCAAAUGCUUUGGCGUUUUUUCAACCUGGUCCAUUAUUUGACAAUAAGUCAGUCAUCAUUUCUGUGUAAGGCUAUUAAAAGAAGCAUUUAGUAGCUGAAAUGGGGAAAAAAAUCAGACUUUUUCUGCCUACAAGGCUUUUUUGUUAUACUGAAUCCAUUGUAGCCAAAGUGUCAUAUUUUCUAUUGGUCCUCUCCAUUUGCAGAAAAAACCUCCUUUGUAUUUAAACUGUAAAUAAGUCUGUACAGUUGCCUGACACUAACUUAUUUGUAGUUUUUACAUUAAUGGGUACUGUACAGGAGGUUUUUUUUUUUGUAUUUAUACUUGACACAUUCUUGGCACUAAAGCUGAAGUGCUGUUUGAUCAAGAAGGAUAAAAAAAGUGCAAAGCCUUAGUUUUCAGGCGAUUAGGGCUAACGUCAUGUUUCUAAAAGGGGGAAAAUGCCCCUGUUUUUAAGUUAUUGAAGUUUAUAAUCGUAAGCUUCCAUCUGGCAUCAAUCCAUUUUGUAUUAAAAGUGUUUUUUGGUAUAUUAUUUUCAUAUAUAUAUUUAUAUGGUUUGAAUACAUGGUAAUACAGUAUGUAUGUCUCUGAAACUCAUACAGGCAGACUGAUGUUUGUUGACACAGAACGAAUAUUGUUCUCAAGAAACCAAAAAUGUUGCUACCCAGAUGUUUUUCCCCAGAUUUCCUGUGUGACGUGUGAAAUUGUUGCCAAAAAAAGGAAAAAAAGUAAAGUGUAUUUUUUAUGUGAAGCAUUUGACUGUUACUUGGUUUUGCUGUAGUCCUAGGGAGGCGUGCCAGCAUUAACUUAUUGUAAAGUACCUGCUUACUUUAUAUUCAAGGAACUGAUUGUGGUAAAGUGGCACAUUUCGUGGUGAUACUCGCCUUCUUUUUAAGUAACUUUUUCUAACUUUUUUUUGUAGUAUUAGACUCCAAAACAUUUCAUUUUGUACUAUGUUUUUUUCUGGGUAGCAUUGAAUAGUUUUUGGUAUUUUUUUUUUGUACUUAACUGUUGUAGUUUUUUAAUCAGGUCAUACAAAAUAUUGCUGGGACUGUUUUUGUAGUAAAGCAAAAA